UCACGUGGCAACAUUCUCGGCAUAUUGUCGGAAGUCUUCGUUGAAGUUCGCGUUUGACCGGCAGUCAUCGAAGUUCCAAGAUGGCGGCUACCAGUACAGAGGAAGUUUUGCAGUCUCUCAUAGACACUCUUGAUCUGUGUGCAGAGAAAAUCAAAGAGGGAAGCUUGGGACAAGUGAUGGAGGACUUGGAGUUGAGUUUUUCUUUGGAGGAUUUUUGGAUGAAAUUAGGGAUGACAUUCAGGGCAGUUUCUAAAGAAGCUACCAAACUAACAGUCUCCUUUUCUAAGCCUCCAGCUCCAUCUGUGGAUGAAUUGCAGUGUCUGCUGACCGGAUUUGAGACGUCAGUAAUAGCCAUGUUGACAAUAUUUCGUUCUUUGCCUCUGUCACAAGGUAAAAAUCUUCACAAGAAACUUCAAGAAUCAGUUCUCACUGUGGUUGAUGACUGCCAAGUUCUUGCCUCUUCAUUUAUCAAGGAAGGCUGUUCAAGUGUUGCAAAUGCGAAGACGCAGUCAACAGGAACUUUGUGGGAACACUGUGACAGUUUCCAGCAUCUUCCAAAAGAUAAUACACAAGCAGUGUUAGCAGUGUUACAGUCUAGCUCAGAGCUGAUCAAAGAUGCACUCACUGAGCUUGAUGAGGCACAAAAAUGUAAUGGAUGUCAAGGUGAUAAUGAUGAUGAUGAUAGAGAGUCAAGUAAACAGGGCUGGUCAAGUGAAGACAAACUGUUAGUCGCGCCCUGUGUAGGACUGGUGAAAGCAUGUCGAUCGUGUGUGAAGAAAAUUUCCGGUGCAAUCCGAACUUCUGGUCAAGUGACAUCAGUAGAAAAUAUCCAGCAACUAGAUCAAAUGGCAGACGAAGUCUGCAGAACGAGCCCAAGUGUUGACGAUGUAGUUAUGAGUCUUUACUGUCCGAUGAACCAUCAAAAUGUUUCUGAGUCUGCGUCCAAGCUAGCUCAUCAGCUAAAAGAGAUGCUGAAUAAAGCAAGGAACUCCCAUUUUACGCUCGUGUCGGACUCCACCUGGCUCGACUUUUUGGACAAGGCAAUAGAUCAUAACUUGGCCAAACUUACGGCCAUUCUACAAGAACAAGGAGAAACGAAUACAUGAUGCUAAAGGAUUUACAACUAACUCAAGAAUCCAAUCUUUAGACUGUAGCAGAAGCAUCGUGCCUCUUAAGCUCGCUAUAUCUUUAACCACAAGAUUCUGACACCACAAGAUUCGGCGAAAUAUAGCUCCAAGCGCCGUAAAAAGGGCUUACAUAUUACCCAGGUGCGCAAAACAGAAAUACAAACACAAGGAUUGAAAGGGUGCAGAAUAGCAAUUUUCGCCGCCAAAAUUACUCUUAUCAACGUCGAACGACGCGUGUAGAAGUGCCUUGUAAUGGAAUGUGGCUGAACCGAUUUUUUCCGAUAUUUACUGUCCAAUGCAAGUGUUGUGCGAGUGUCUACGAGCACCCAAAAAAUUUCCCCGUCGGCCUCCGGAAUGUACCGUCCAAUGCAAGUGUUGUGCGAGUGUUUACGAGCACCCAAAAAAUUUCCCAAUUGGCGUUCGGAAUGCCGGAUCUUCUCACUGAAGUUGUUACAGUGUCUAUCUUUUAGGCCGAAUAAGAAUCGUAACAAAUAGUAAUAAAUUUAAAUGAUGGAAAAGAAAAUAAAGAAGUUGAAGUUG
Molecule: messenger RNA, 1667 nt
Organism: Orbicella faveolata
Lineage: Eukaryota; Metazoa; Cnidaria; Anthozoa; Scleractinia; Merulinidae
Product: cyclin-D1-binding protein 1 homolog
Cellular component (GO): nucleus
Source: RefSeq, a predicted model, not a curated record